AUGUGGCUCACGAAUCGAAAAAGGGGCCUAAGCCAUAGCGGGGCCGUCACCUACAAGCCCCUGACGAUGCCAUCGAAAACGCUCAAACGCGUGUCCGAGUCACUUGAUCUGGUGCAAAAUGUGAACAUCCCGGAGGUAGAUGAAGAAAGCAUCCAGAGAUCCGUCAAACUCCAUGAGAGGCGACGAAAGCAGCUCGUCAGUCGCGAGGAAAAGGCUCGGCAGAGUCUCGUUUCGGAAGAGCGGAUGGGCUACGCCGACGUCGUGGCGAGCGAGAAAUUUAGCAGGGAAUCGAUGCAAUUUUUCCUCCACUUUCGCGAUACGGCGAUCGAGGAACAAGAAGCGAGAUGGCGACGCCAGAAGGAGUGGAUGGAAUACCGCCUGCGGGAGCAAACGCGGAGUACCCUCGAGGAGGAGGUGGAGAUGCGCCAGAAGAUCGUUCGGCUUGAGGCAAGCCUAUGGCAGACGAUUGCGCAUCUCCAUCAUAUCGAAAGCAAACCCUUGCUUCUUGCCAUGCGCCUCGCCCACUUGGUGGACGCGGAGAGGAUGCGGCGAGGCUACCUCAUGAACGUGGAAGUGGCCGAGGCGUUAGCGAUGGAUAUUCCGCACUACACGCCUGUGCUGAUGAGCACGCAUGUGCGAGGCCCGGUGGGGAAAAAGAUAGACUAUUUGGAGAAUGAACGGUGUCCGUUCGUGUGUCUCGAGGAAUGCCCCUAUUACCCGAAGAAACUAGCCCCUUCGAGAACGGCCAGAAAACCCUCAGACAAAGCGAACGUCGGCCUUUCCAACGAUGAUGAUGACAACAUCCGCUUUCUCCGCUACUCCACCCUGCAGAAAGGACACUAUAAGCACCACUAUAGCUGA
This is a messenger RNA of Phytomonas sp. EM1, 861 nucleotides long. The record is from the annotation of a GenBank genome assembly. Lineage: Eukaryota; Euglenozoa; Kinetoplastea; Trypanosomatida; Trypanosomatidae.